GCGCGAAAUUGAAACUCGAUAUAAUAUAGCGAUAUCGAUCACGGGAAAGUACCUGUUUUGACGUAUUUGCCGCCAAAUGCAACUUUAUUAUGGAAGUAAACAAUAUCUCUUUUCUAAUGUAAGCCGUGAAGCACAAUGGAACUUGAUGACGGACCAGAUAACCUUUUCUUUCAAGAAACUACAGUUGCUGAUCAGCAGGAAUCGUUUUCACCAACAGUCCCUGCCUCAACACAAGUGGAAAAUGAUGGAACUCAUGUUGCGGAUAUGGAUAUAGAUGGAGCUGGUACAACUAAAAAGAAAAGAACCAUAAACAGAGGACCAAAGCUUGAUUCCAAGAGACUGCUUGGAGCUCGUGGUUUACCAGCUAUUGACUCUUAUUUCAAAGGUAUUCAAUUCAAAGGAAAGGGACAUGAGUUUAAAGAUUUAGAUAUGUUGAUGGGUAAAAUUGAACACUGGGCUCAUCGCUUGUAUCCAAAAUACACAUUUGAUGAUUGUCUUGAAAAAAUUGAAGCCUUGGGACACAAAAAAGAAAUUCAG
Messenger RNA from Ciona intestinalis (vase tunicate), 537 nucleotides. The record is from RefSeq and is a predicted model, not a curated record. Lineage: Eukaryota; Metazoa; Chordata; Ascidiacea; Phlebobranchia; Cionidae.